Molecule: messenger RNA, 471 nt
Organism: Lonchura striata (white-rumped munia)
Lineage: Eukaryota; Metazoa; Chordata; Aves; Passeriformes; Estrildidae
Gene: MALL
Product: mal, T cell differentiation protein like
Biological process (GO): myelination
Cellular component (GO): membrane
Molecular function (GO): structural constituent of myelin sheath
Source: RefSeq, a predicted model, not a curated record
GGAGGAGAGAUGGCCUCGGUGGGUCCCUCCGCAGCCCCCACGCAGCCCGCUCUGCCCUCCGGACCCGCCGUCUUCAAAACCAUCCCCUACGCCUUCAUCCUGCCGGAGAUCCUCUGUGGGACCUGGGUGUGGAUCCUCAUCGCUGCUACCUCAGUCUCCUUGCCAUUGCUGCAGGGAUGGGUGAUGUACGUGUCCCUCACCUCCUGCCUCAUCUCCCUGCUGCUCCUCUUAAGCUACCUCCUCGGCUUCCACAGGAACAGCGAGAACUGGAAAGUGCUGGACAGUUUGUACCAUGGCACCACAGCCAUUCUGUACAUGAGUGCCGCUGUCCUGCAGGCCAAUGCGACCAUCAACUCUGAGUUCGGCGACAAUGCACCACUCAACUACCAACUCAACAGCGCUGCAUCGUUCUUUGCCUUCCUCACGACCUUCCUGUACAUCCUCCAUGCCUUCAGCAUCUACUACCAGUGA